Messenger RNA from Theileria equi strain WA, 566 nucleotides. RefSeq lists its product as hypothetical. The coding region runs from base 56 to 562 and encodes 168 amino acids. The transcript is spliced from 2 exons. The record is from RefSeq and is a predicted model, not a curated record. Lineage: Eukaryota; Apicomplexa; Aconoidasida; Piroplasmida; Theileriidae.
CGGUCAGUAUAUAAACUCAUUUAUGCAGAUGGAAUUUACCCCUUUACACGUAUAGAUGGAAAAGGACGUGACUCCACCUGUUGUAGUUCCCUCAGACGUCACAAUCUGUGAGAAUUUGUACUCCACCGGCCCUCGCAAGUUGACCUUUGCCGAGAAAUUGGGACUCUUGCUUACUCCAAACCCAGUCCGCCUAAACUACACUAAAAACGAUAGAGAUGAGCUGAGAGCUGUGCUGUCAAAGGGAUAUCUCGAUGAACCUGAUCCCAUCACCGACAUACUUUUAACGAGACAAAAGUCGAUUUCAAAAGAGGUAUCCAGCAAAAGUUUUGGUUUCGGCGGUUUCGUAGGUCUAACUUUACUAUCUCUCUAUUCUCUGAGGUUCCACUCAAUCAAGACCAAAAUCAUUGUGACUCCAUUCUCAUCGUACUUUGGGCUACUUUUGGGUCGUCAAGUUGGAGACUGCUACUAUGGAAGAUGGAAUGAAUACUCAAGGGAUAGAGCCCUAGGAAAGCUCCCAGCCAAACGUUUCCUAACAAAAGAGGAACAAGUCAAAUAUUUGUAAUGUA